Knipowitschia caucasica is the source of this 1626-nucleotide messenger RNA. The record is from the annotation of a GenBank genome assembly. Lineage: Eukaryota; Metazoa; Chordata; Actinopteri; Gobiiformes; Gobiidae.
AUGGGACAGGAGGAUGUGCCGCGUGCGCUCCCUCGCUGCCAGAGAGGGAUCCUGCUGCAGCCUGGACUCCUCGUAGCAAGUAGACGACUGGCGAAGAACCGGAGCACGAACCCCCCCGACCGGAGCACAGGAAAUCAACAGAACAUCCAGAACACGGGAUCAGAGGGACGCGCUGGGAACAUCAGAAUUACGGACUCCGAACACACACGUCAGCAGGCACCCCAACAGGCACAACCACAAUCCGGUGGCUCACCAGGGACGGCGCUGGAUUCAGGCACCAAUGCGCACAUGUCACGGUCCGAUCCUGGACAUCAGCGGCCCCGAGCCACGUGCUCAGUCCGGUACUGGAACUUCUCCCCCAGCAGCAGCCCUCCGUCACACCAGUCCUGGAGAAUCACCCCAGCUGAGAAGAGCCUCAGAACAGCACAGGCCACACCAUCACUUCAGUCCCACACCAACAAAAAAAUAUGGCGAGAGCAUAAUGGUGGCUGGCACCGUCAGUGUCAAGAUCUCACUGGGUGUGCAGCAGGUGAUAGUGCUGAGGUGAAACAACAACACCCCGCAGCUGUCGUGGUGGAUAUAACUGUGUUUGUGGGGCAAAUUCCUGUCACUAUCAUCACUGGAUAUCUAGGUGCUGGAAAAACUACCCUUCUAAACUACAUUCUGACAGAACAACACAACAAGAGGAUUGCUGUGAUCCUGAAUGAAUUUGGAGAAGGUAGCGCACUGGAGAAAUCUCUUGCAGUGAGCCAAGCUGGGGAGUUGUAUGAAGAGUGGCUGGAACUGAGGAACGGCUGCCUGUGCUGCUCUGUCAAAGACAAUGGUCUCAAAGCCAUCGAGAACCUGAUGGAGAAGAAAGGAAAGUUUGACUACAUUCUUUUAGAAACCACUGGACUCGCUGAUCCAGGAGCUGUGGCCUCCAUGUUCUGGGUGGACGCAGAGCUCGGCAGUGACAUUUAUUUAGACGGUAUCGUGACGGUUAUUGAUGCCAAGUAUGGACUACAGCAAUUAACAGAACAGAAGGCUGAAGGACUGGUCAAUGAAGCUGCUAGGCAAAUAGCGCUGGCAGAUAUGACUAUAAUCAAUAAGACGGACCUCGUGAAGGAGGAAGAACUAACUCAACUCAAAGAUGUCGUCAGGUCCAUCAAUGGCCUGGUGAAGAUUUUGGAAACGCAGCGAUCAAGGGUGGAUCUCUCUGAAGUCCUUGAUCUGCAUUCUUUUGACACUGAGAACGCAGCGAAUCUGUCUGAGAAGCUGCAGCUGAUGCGAUCUCCUCAUCCUCAUCUGGAUAAGAGUAUUGUAACCGUGACGUUCGAAGUGCCCGGGGACCUGUCCGAAGACUCGCUUAACGUCUUUGUCCAAGACCUUCUAUGGGAAAAGCUGUUCUGCAACAAAGAGGGCCACCCCAUGACAGUCAUACGGCUGAAGGGCAUAAUAGCGGUAGCAGGGAAGGAGCACCAGGUGAUGCUGCAGGGGGUGCACGAGCUGUACGAGCUGAACGAAACUCCUCAGACAUGGGAGGGCAGCGCUCGCAUCAACAGGCUGGUUUUUAUAGGUAGAAAUCUGGAUAAAGACCUUCUACGGGAACAGUUCAUCUCCAGAGUUUUGCACAAUACGAUGGUUUGA